CCGGAGUGCUGGGACACGGAGAGAAGAGGGCACAGAGAUAAGAGGCUGGGGACGGCUCUGGAGAAAUCAUCCCUCAGCAGUUAGAGGGAGGACUGUCGCAUCAUGAAACUAAUCACCAUCCUUGUCCUCUGUUCCAGGCUGCUCCCAGGUUUGAGCCAGGAAUUCCUCUCCAAGGAAGUUGACUGCAAGAGCGAAGGUGUUUUUGAUGCCGUGGAUGCUGCUCUGAAAAAAUACAAUGAAAAGACAAGUGGCAACCAGUUUGUGUUGUACCGGAUUACCCAGGUCACCAAGAUGGAUGGCUCUGAUACGUUCUAUUCCAUAAAGUACGAAAUCAAGGAGGGUGAUUGUCCCGUUCACAGCGGCAAAACCUGGCAGGACUGUGACUACAAGGAAGCCCCGGACGCUACCACAGGAGAAUGCACAGCAACAGUAAAGAAGGGGAGUAGAAAAUUCAUCGUCUCUACCCAGAGCUGCCAGAUUACACCAGCGGAGGGCCCUGUGGAGACCACCGAGUACAACUGCCUGGGUUGUAUGCACCCCUUGAUGGCCAAUAGCCCCGACCUGGAGCCUGUUCUGAAGCAUGCCAUCCAGCAUUUUAACAACAAUACGGAGCACCCCUACCUCUUUGCGCUUCACAAAGUAAAGGGAGCCGAAAGACAGGUGGUGGCUGGAUGGAACUUUGAAAUCACCUACUCCAUUGUGCAAACAAAUUGUUCCAAGGAGAAAUUUCUAUUCUUAACUCCUGAGUGCAAAUCCCUUUUGAAUGGAGCUAUGGCUGAAUGUAGAGAUUUGGCAUACAUGGAUCCUCAGCUAAGAAUUUCUUCCUUGACACAGAACUGUCAACUGUAUCCAGGAGAAGAAGUUGUGCCGCCACCUACCAGGAUUUGCGCUGGCUGCCCCAUAGAGAUAGCUGCCAACACCCUGGAGCUGCAGGAGGCUUUAAAUCAUUCCAUCACAAAGCUCAAUGCGCAGCAUAACAAAACGAACUAUUUCAAGAUUGAGAGUGUGAAAAAGGCAACAGUACAGGUGGUGGCGGGGAAGAAGUACUCCGUGGUGUUCGUGGCCAGGGAAACUGAGUGCUCCAAAGAUGGUAACGAAGAACUGAUGCACACCUGUGAGACCAGGGCAGCUGGAGACGUUCUAGAAUGCAAUGCCUCCAUCUAUGUGAUCCCGUGGGAGCACAAAGUGUACCCGACUGUCAACUGCCGAUCCCUGAUCAAGGACUCAUUGAGGAAAAGGCCUCCAGGUUUUUCACCUUUCCGAUCAGGAUCAGCGAUAGAAGCGGAAACGGGAGAAGUGACAACUGUAAGUCCACCCCACACUUCCAUGGCACCCGUACAAGAUGAAGAGCAGGACCCAGGAAGAGAACAAGGACCCACUCACGGGCAUGACUGGGGCCAUGACAAGCAAAUAGAACAUGGCACUGCCCAUGGCCGUAAACAUGAGCAUGACCAAGGCCAUGGGCACCAAAGAGGACAUGGCUUUGGUCAUGGACAUCAACGAGAACUUGACUCUGAUCUUAACCACCCAAGGAAACAUGGCCUUGGCCAUGCAAAGGGACGUGGCCCAGCCCAUGGACGUAAACAUGAGCAUGGCCAUGGUCAUGGAAAACAUAAAAAUAAAGACAAAAACAAUGGAAAGCACAAUGGUUGGCGAACAGAGCCUUUGGCAAGCAUUUCUGAAGAUAGCACUACAUCUUCUGCACAGACACAAGAGAAGACAGAAAGGCCAACACCCAUCCCUUCCCUAGCCCAGCCAAGUGUAGCGGUUACCUUUUCUGGCUUUCAGGAUUCAGAUCUCUUGGCAGCUGUCACGCCUAGUACACCACCACCUCCCACAGAUGACGAGGACGACUGGAUCCCUGACAUCCAGACAGAUCCAAAUAGCCUUUCAUUUAACCUGGUAUCUGAUUUUCCAGAAACAAUGUCCCCCAACUGUCCUGGACGCCCCUGGAAGCCAGUUCACAGGACGAAUCCAACAGUGGAAGUGAAAGAAUCUCAUGAUUUUGAUCUUUUGGAUGCUGUUAACUAAUUUAUGCAGCCAUGAGUAUUCCCUUAACACGUCAUCACCCCUUCUCCCCACUGUCCAAACACAAAUAUCCUGUUGGGAGACACCCAAACCCCUAAAAGUUCACCACAGCCCAGAGGGAAGGGGUGAGCUGCCCAGCUGGACUGCUGUCGACCUCUGGGGAAGACAUAAAAUGGUGUGCAGAAUCCGAAAUCCCUUCUGAGUCGCCCUGACAAGUUUUCUAAGCUAGCAUAGAAAACAGAUGAACUCAUUUGCCUUGUGGCCUACUGCUUUGUGUUUUUCUGAUAAUCAACACGUACCUUAACUGCCAUAUGAACGAUUUUUAUAGGUUCUUGACAGUCUGAGUAAGCGGUUGAUGGCA
Echinops telfairi (small Madagascar hedgehog) is the source of this 2389-nucleotide messenger RNA. RefSeq names its product kininogen 1 (gene KNG1). Bases 103 to 2031 code for a protein of 642 amino acids. The record is from RefSeq and is a predicted model, not a curated record. Gene Ontology annotation, molecular function: cysteine-type endopeptidase inhibitor activity. The transcript is spliced from 10 exons. Gene Ontology annotation, biological process: negative regulation of endopeptidase activity; positive regulation of cytosolic calcium ion concentration; negative regulation of blood coagulation. NCBI's taxonomy places the organism in Eukaryota, Metazoa, Chordata, Mammalia, Afrosoricida, Tenrecidae. Gene Ontology annotation, cellular component: blood microparticle; extracellular region.